AUUUACGGCCUGGUUAGGGACUUUAGGCUUUUAGGCUGUUUUACUUCUGGCCUGGCUUUUGCUAUGUGGUGGUGCUUACAGCCGCUUGUCAGCGCCUCGUUUUAUUGGCCACGCCCACGCCCACACUCACUAUCUGCCGCCCACUCACACUCGCGACUCACUCGCUGUAAAUGAGCAACUUUCUGCUGCUCCACACACCUCCGACUCUGUGUGUGUGUGUGUGUGUGUGUGUGCUUUUUGGCAAUUUCGCAUGCAGUUUAUGACUAGGCACAGGCAACAACAACAACAGCAACAACAACAAACUUACAACUUGUGCAGCUGUUGUAGCUGCCACAUGCAGCAUAUUCGGAGCUAAGGCCACCUCAUCAUCUCCUCCCGCUUCUAUAAAAGUUGAUCAAAAUUAUAACUACGCCUGGACAAACAUUUUGCCAUUGAGGCAGGCUGGGCCCCGCCCCCGCCCCCUUUCGUCCGCAUGUUUUUGGACAAUUAGAGUGCGGCUCAUUGCCCAUAAAGUUAUAGAAUUCAUGGGGCACGCUUUGCAGAACGCAUUCCCAGUUUACUUAUGGCCAACUUAGUUGGACCCACAGAAAGCAUGAGAAAAAACUUUCGUUUCAUUAGCUGGCAUACGUAGGCUAUACACAUACAUAUCCAUAUAUCCCGCCCUACCACAGGAUAUUCACUUUUAUGGCUGCACAUCUUGCGCUGGGUUUUAAUAAAUGCUGCACAUAAACGAAACUAACGGAAGUUUUAACUGAAUCAAGAACUGAUUUCGUGCAAGGCAAGAGGCGAAGGGAUGAAACUUUGAGGCAUUGAUAUUGAUACGAAAGGCGACUGGAAUUGAUCUAAUUAAUGAGAUAUCCAGAAGAACUUUUCUACAGAAAUGUUAGCUGAUUGUCCUUCUGACUCUUUUUAGAGGAUGAAUAUACAGAAAUUGCCUUCCACUUGGUAUAUUGGGGGAUAAAUCGUUAUUAAAAGAGAAUAUAUACUUAUUUAUCUCUCUCUGUCUUCCUCUCUCUCUCUCCUUUUUUUUGCUCUAUCUAUUUUACAAUUCCCCUUCUCUCUCUCUAUAAUCACUAGAUCAAACUCUUCUCGACUGUUCCAGAGACAUAAUAUCCAAGCUAAUAGCUCGCUCAACAACAGAUUACUUGCUAUCAUUUCAUUUUAGUUAUUAAAUCGAAUCAUCCACUCAAAUUAUAAUAAUUACAUCUAAAUUACGAUCGUAUGAAAAAGUGUGUCGCAUUGUUCCGCAUUUCGCGUAGUUGCAACAAAAUGUUGCAGUUGAACAAUUGUCGAUGAGCUGCACAGCAAUAUCAUUUAGUUAUGUGAGAUGAGUUAAUAAUUGUUGUUUUGGAAUGGAUUAGCUCAGGGAGGGCUGCACAGCGCCUGGUUGAGCCUACUUCCGUUUUGCAUGCCGCAGAUCCCAGAGACAGAAAGAGGGACAGAGGGAGAGAGAGGUGGGCAACGAGAAGCUGUGGCGAAAAUUGUUCAAUUGUUGCCACCUUGUGGUGCGCACGAGUGCACUUGCAACAGCCGCGCCCACUCAGGCCCGCCGUGCCACAAGCUUGUUAAUCAUAAUUAAACACACGUAAUGCGGGGCGCCAGCGUGGCAGGCGUGGCAGGUGCGCGGCAUGCAAAUGUGGCCGGCAAGCGGAGGCUGCAGCGGCCACAUCAAAUGUGCACCACAUGCGCUGCACCGCCAAGGUGCAGUGAACCCCUGCGCCCAGCCCACAGCCGAUAUAAAAGCGCGCCAGCCGCCAGCCCGCCCAGGCAGUGCGCCAAGCGAACGUGCCGCAAACGGUGGCAAGACGGUAUUAGCCGCAAUCAAUCAACGCUUCGAAUAUCACACAGACCAACCACAUCAACAAUGCGACAAGUGAGUGAAUCAUUCGUGAGUGUUUGGCAGUGAAUCAAGUGAAUGCGAAUGCAUCGCAAUCAAGGCAAAGGAUUAUAAAGUGAAAUACGACAAAGGAUGCCACAGCUAUUCGAGUGUUACAUCAAUUUGAUUGACAAACAGUCAAGUCUAGAUAUAUCGAAUGUCAAUCAAGAGCAGACUUAUUAUAGUGAAUGAUUCAUGUGAUCAGUCAACUGCAAGGCAGACUCCUUGACUUUAUAUGCAUGACAGCACUACCAUGAUUGAAGAACUUCACCUUCUAGGUGCUCAAUCAACCUUCAAUCAUUUGAUAAAUUUUACAACAUUUCAUAUUUUGAAACGGUGUUUAUAUUACAGUUACUCUGAAGACUUUCAAUAAGUCAACCUUCAUACUUGUUAGUCAUUCAAUCACUUUGAUUGAUGACUUCAGGCAUUAACUUUCAGCAAAUAACUGUAUUAUUCGUAUCCGCUAAGUCCUCUUAGCAGAGAGUCAAUUCAUACCACUUACUAAUCUCUCUCUCUCUCUCUCCUUCUCUCACCCUCUCUCUCCCCCACUCUCCAGCUACCCGCGCAUCCUCUAAAAGCAAGCAAUCUGCUCACACUGCUGCUGCUGACGGCGACAAUGUUGCAGGCGCGUCGCAUCUCCAGCCGACGACUCGUUAUCCACGUGCCCGUCAAGGUGAAGACGCAUCAUCACACCCACACGGUCUACAAGGUGUUGCGCGGCGCUGCAGGAGGCGGCGGCGCAGGGGGCGGCGGCAUUAAGCAGACAGUCUACAAAGUCGUGGGCUUCUCUGGCGAAGGUGGCGGCGGGGGCGGGAGUGGUCACGGCGAUAUGGGGCGUGGCAGUCACAGUCACAGUCCAGGUCACAGCUACAGUCACAGUCACAGUCACGGCUUGGGCCUGGGCAUGGGCAUGGGCAUGGGCGAGAUCACGUAUGAGGACAAGCAUGGCUGUGAGAGCGGCAAGCUGAUGCCAUCGCAUCGGGACAUGUUAUUCAAUCAUUAUGCGCGCCACGACCAGGAGGAGGCGGAGGACGCCGACUAUGCGGAGGAGCGGGACGAGUUCAUUGAUGUCAGGGAUGCCUGGUUGUGAAUAAAGUCGUGUGAAAAACGUUGCCGAUUAAUUAUAAAAUUCCAGCAGCCAAAGAAAUUAUACUCAACUAUCAACUGAGAGGGAGAGAAAGAGAGAGGGAGAGAGAUGGAGAGAGAAAGACAGAAGGUCGCUGCAUUUGCAUGCGGCUCAAAGUAAUUACAAAAUUGUUCAAGUCAUGUAGACAUCCUCGCCCAUGUCCGACUGCUACUGCUCCUCCUCCUCCUCCUCCUUUUCCCCCUCCUCCUGUCUUCUGUCUGGCAAUGGUAAAAAUGCCAGCUAUGAAGUUGUCUCGUAGUCGCCGUCAAAAUCGAAACCCGAUUCGGAUUUGGCGUCUCUCGUUUCUAUGCCUUUUGUUGUUUGCUUCUCGUCUCUUUCCGCAUUGGGUUUGUUGUAAUUCCAAAUAGCAAGGGGUAAUGGCUGGGUGGGGGGCGUAUUAGAGCCAGGGGUAGACAGCACUACUGACUGCGGCCAGUCGCGCACUUGAACCUCAACUUUAAGCAUUUGCAUAGCUCUCGACUCUCGAGCCGGCAGAGAACGACCAUGGCAUAUUUCAGAGGACAAUUAAAAGUAACAAAAUGGAUGUAAACACAACUGGCAAGACGGCGAGGCAGACCAUAAGAUAUAAUAGCAGUUAGGAGUAGGUAGACAAUAAGAAACUACGGUUCGGAAAACUAUUAGGAAAUACUAUAGGGAUAAACAAUUAUACCAGGGCGAGUAGUACUAAAAAAAUACAAAAGCUGAUCAGAAAAUCGUUUCGGAGUAAAUUUCGGAGUAAUAUUCAUUCGGAGUAUUUUUCGGAAUACUUUUUCGGAAGUCUAUAUCACUCUAUAUAUAAUAAAGUACAAUUCGGAAUAUGUUUCGGAGUAAGCAACUUAAGUUACGCAAUGUAGACUUAUUAUAAUUAGGAGUAUUAUAAGUACUACUUGAGAAUUUAUUAGACACGAAAAAAGAAUAUACUUUUAGCUAUAAUAUAUAUAUAACUGUAAGUAAAUUCUAAAACCCAAGCAAUUCUUAUCAAUAAUACAUCAAGUGGAAUCACGUUGAUUGAGGCGCACAUUUGAAUAAAGAAACCGGUCUCGAUUUCAAUAUACGAGCUAAUCCUAGUGAUUAUCCAACAUCAAUUGUCUGGCGAGCUGACGUUUCGGCUACUGUGCGCAGCUGCUGUAUUAUGCAUGGCCAUUAGGCCCGCCGGACCUGACCCGUAAUCCAUUUAAAGUGUCAGCAGUCAGCAGGAUGGUGCGGGUCCUCGGAUUUGAAGUGCAGCGGCCCAAGCUGUGCCUGACAUAAGUUGGAUUGAUCACGGCGAGUCGCGGAGACAGGUGCAGAAUAAUUUGCAUUUAAUUGAAGGCGACAGGGUGUCCGAGAGAGACAGAGAGAGAGAUAGCAAUACGAGUGUUCGGGGUGAGCAUGAUGAAUGCGUCUGCCUGGCCAGCAAGAGGUGCGCACCACGGGUGGGCCUGGCGCCAGUUUUGCUUUCAAUUGAUAUAAAUGUGGCCAUUCAAAGGCAUUUAGCCUAUCCCACAGGCCAACAAUCUUGCCAAGACCGGCCGGAACAGACCGGCGCUAAUCCACUUUGUGGCACGUGGAAAGACUCGAGACAGCGGCGAGACGCGCUGCUCCUGCUGAUGAGUUAAGCAUCGGGGUUUUUGUUCCUCAAUGCGCACAGUUAUUAACAUUUUUAAGCCUUUGUGCACACACACACACAAAGAGACAGAGAGGGAGAGAGAGAGACAUACAUACACACACACACACACACAUUCUUGCAGACAACAAAGCGCACAACAAUUUGACCAAAUGCUGAGCUUAGAGCAUGAGUGGCAGAGAGAGAACGAGAGGGGGAGGAAGGGAGAACAAAUAGCUGCAUCGAAAUCAGGCAUAGCUGACUGCAUAAUGCCCGCUCGGGACUCAUUCCGUAGUUAGUUAUAUAAUCUCUACACUCGCAUAAGCAAACCCUAAACACCCUUAUUCGCUUUGUGAACGAGCAUGAAUUGAAUUCCAUUCACUGGCCAUAUAGAAUCAUCUCUUGAGCUGCUAAGCCCCAAUUUGUAUGCCAGUUGUUGGCCUCGAACUGUUUUCAGGAGUCGCCAUCAAAAGUUUCCUGGCCUGCGGUCCAAAACAAAUCUAUUGAUUUUGCUCAAAUGGCUUUUGUGCUCAGCUCCGGCCCGGUCCGGUCCAAGCAAAUAUGCGACGGAAACUGGCACAAUUUCAAUUGACUACUCAAAAUUGUUUUUACCUGCUGGACAGGUGAACAGGUGGAGCGGAGGGAAGCACUUCAAAUAGUUAUACUGAUUUAGAGAAACUUGCGGAGCAACUUGCAAUCUGCUUGGGCAAAGUUUAUUACACAAAAUGCUGAAAAACAUUUCAAAUGUGGCUACUGGCGUUUUGCAACACUGCCAAUCACAAAGGUAAAAAAGAAAGCUAUAUUAAUUUCACUAACAGCUUACAUUAAAAGUUAACGUUUUGCCUUGACUCUAUAUUGAAGCUAUAAAUUGGCUUUACAGCACUAAAAUAUAACUAUCUUUGAUAUUGUUCAACACUAUUAUUAGUAUUAUAGAAACUAGGCCAGCUAGUAGUUUUGCUGGCAAGCAAAUUUGAUUUAGCUCCUUCAGAUAAUAAUAAAUAUACGAUUACUUAUAAAACUUUCCAGCACUAAAUAUUACUAUUAUUUAUUUUAUUCUAUGUGUUUUACUCAUACUAUGGAAAUUUUUAGCUAUUGAUCCUAGGCAAAUCUGUCGAUCAAUGACCAAUUGCAUUGAUAUAUGGUAAUAAUAUGGCAAUAUCUUAAACUUUAUCCAACACUCAAGUUAUUUCUGACCUUAUACAACACAUCAGAAUUGACCACCGUAUUCAGUAUUGCUUUAUAUACUUAGUCAAAAAAAUCCUCUCAGAGUAUCACUCAAAGCUUUCAGAUUUCCCUUUCAAACAUUUCACAACACUGGCUGUGCUCUUAAAGUGCUAGCAGCGCAUUUCAAAUUCGUUGAAUUUGAAUCUCUGGCUCGUUACAUGUAGCAUUUGCGUAAUUGAAUUGGACACCGAAACGCCGUGCAGUUGGGCAGCUUGUUUACCCUUUGUCUAGCCCUUUGAUAUUUCAUUUUGUGCUGCCUCAGUGCCACAAAUUGUAUGGCUGGCUGUUUGCUUAAUUGGUUUCAUUAGGGCUCCAUGGAGCACUUGC
Drosophila mojavensis is the source of this 6138-nucleotide messenger RNA. RefSeq names its product keratin, type I cytoskeletal 10. The record is from RefSeq and is a predicted model, not a curated record. The transcript has a single exon. NCBI's taxonomy places the organism in Eukaryota, Metazoa, Arthropoda, Insecta, Diptera, Drosophilidae. Bases 2493 to 2966 code for a protein of 157 amino acids.